Messenger RNA from Plasmodium inui San Antonio 1, 1317 nucleotides. RefSeq lists its product as hypothetical. The transcript is spliced from 2 exons. The coding region runs from base 1 to 1317 and encodes 438 amino acids. The record is from RefSeq and is a predicted model, not a curated record. Lineage: Eukaryota; Apicomplexa; Aconoidasida; Haemosporida; Plasmodiidae.
AUGGAAUAUUUUAACGAUGAAAUAUUCUCUUUGUCAAGAAAACAGCUAGAUGCAAGCAAAGCGAACGUCAGGAAUUCUCGCAGAUCUGAAGCAGGCAUACAAACCGAAAAAUGCCUAAGAAGAAAUGUGCUGACACAUUUUCUGUCGCCUAAGCUAUACGCCGCGUCGUCACUCGUCGUGAUUUGUGCCCUAUUGCAGCUUUUCCAUUUAUGCCUGGAUAAUGGAGACAUAGGAAGCGGAUUAAAUUUCGGAUAUAUGGAGGGAAGAAAUUUAUCACAAAAUAAUGGGAGUAAUCGACCAGGAGACGGAGGUAGGAAUAGGGAAAGAAAGCAAAAGAGCAAGGAAACAUUUUUAAAUUUGCCUCAUGUGGAGGAAAAACAAGAAAGUGGUGGUUGUAGAUAUGAAGAAAUAGAAACGAUUUUAGGUGGGUCCCAUCAUUCCAAUGAAAAUCAUAAUACAACUUAUUAUGUUACAUUACCCGAAGAUCAAUCAAAAGAGGAAUCCGAAGAUCAAUCAAAAGAGGAAUCCGAAGAUGAAUCAAAAGAGGAGUCCGAAGAUGAAUUCAAAGAGGAGUCCGAAGAUGAAUCUAAAGAGCAGUCCGAAGAUGAAUCUAAAGAGCAGUCCGAAGAUGAAUCAAAAGAAGACUCCGAAGAUGAAUCGGAAGUGGAAUCAGAAGGAUCAGCUGCAGGAGUGUCUAGAGAAUCAGAGGAGCAUCCUGAAUAUUCUGAUGAAGAACAGGACCGUGAUGAAGAUGAUUAUGAGGAAAAUGAGAUGUUAAGUAGUGGAAAGGGCGUCUCUGGUUUUGGAGAGUCAAGGAAAGAGAACGAUCAAGAUUUUUUACGUUUAGACACUGAUGAAGCGUUUUCUGAGGAUUCAGAUACAGAUACUGAAUCGAGAGAAAUGUUAACAGAAGAAGAAUUAAAUAGAAGGAUUAAAGGAUUAAGGGGAAAUUUGGAUGAUGCUGAAAUGCUUUAUUUAUUGAAUAGCUUCCAAGAAAUUGAGAAGAAGAAAUUUCAAGUUAUGAUAAGACAUCUAUGGCAGUGGUGUGAAUUAUUAGCCUUUGAAUAUAAGAUUCCAGAAGAUCCUUUAUUAACGGAAUGGAAAAAAAUUGUUGAAAUUUCAUCGGAUGCACUAAUGAGGAAGACUGUUAGUGAUUAUAGAGAUUUUAAAAAGUUGGUUAAUGAGGGAUUGACGAAUAGUAUGGAUUUUGUUUACUUUCUGAAUUCUAAAAGGAAAACGUGGGACAUUUUUCGAUCCAAAACAGAAACUGUCUGGAAAAACAUUAUAGAUAACAAAUUUAGAAAUUAUUAUAAUUAA